Sorghum bicolor (sorghum) is the source of this 959-nucleotide messenger RNA. RefSeq lists its product as uncharacterized. Lineage: Eukaryota; Viridiplantae; Streptophyta; Magnoliopsida; Poales; Poaceae. The record is from RefSeq and is a predicted model, not a curated record. Gene Ontology annotation, molecular function: protein binding. The coding region runs from base 123 to 656 and encodes 177 amino acids. The transcript is spliced from 2 exons.
CUUCCCCCAAAUCGUGGUAGGCUCCCCAAAGCAGAAGGGCGAGAGGUGCGCCGCUAGGGUCUGGAAGUCCCUAAUCCCAAAGGCAACUACCGCCGUCGGGAUCGUCUCGCCCCGCCGGUAGGAUGGCGCUACAGGCGACGGGGCAAGGGAGCCGCCCACCGGUCGCCGCCGCCGACUCGGACCCUGCCCGGCGGCCGCUUUCCCUCGGUGGCACGGGUUGCCCCAAGAGGAGCGCGGCGGCGGGCUUCCCCGACGACGCCGUCGUCGAGAUCCUCUCGCGCCUCCCCGCCAAGGACCUCUGCCGAUCCAAGUGCGUCUCCAAGGACUGGUGCGAACUCAUAUCCGACCGCCUCCGCUGCAGGAAGCUGCCCCAGACGUUAGAGGGUUUCUUCUAUGGCUGUGUUGAUGACUUCAGCUGUGACUGUGAGGACAGCCACGAAAGUUGCAGUGAUAUCAGUGACGAAAGUGGUAGUGAUGACGGCAAUGAAGCACGCAGUGAUGGUGGUGACGAAGGAGGAGGUGAGGACGAGGGAGGUGAAUGUGUCAGCAAGGAUGAGAGCUUGGUCCAACACACCCACGGGCAUUUCAUAAACCUGUCGGGGAUAUCUGUGCCUGGGCAUUUCAUAAACCUGUCGGGUAUAUUUGUGCCUCUCUAGUUGACCCUUUGUUCUCAUCCCUGAGGAAGCAGCCUGGAAUUAGGAGCCUCAUCCUCUUAGAUUCCUGCAAUGGUCUUCUUCUCUUUAGGUGCACAAAGGUCACAAGAAGCUAUAUUGUGUAUAACCCUGCCACCGAACAUUGGGUGCCUGUGCCUGUGCCCAUCUCCGGCUUAUGGUUUACAUGGAGAGAGAGCCAGGAUGAAGACAGCGAUGAUGAUGAGCGCACUUCUGCUUAUUUGAUUUUUGACCCAGUUGCCUCGCUGCACUUCCAGUUGAUUGAGUUCACCAAUAUUCCGUAUAUGG